Molecule: messenger RNA, 2590 nt
Organism: Drosophila kikkawai
Lineage: Eukaryota; Metazoa; Arthropoda; Insecta; Diptera; Drosophilidae
Product: proteoglycan 4
Source: RefSeq, a predicted model, not a curated record
CGCUACAGACGUGUCUUCGCUUUCUCGUAACCGUAAAUCGUAGAGUUUUUUGGGAUUACACGUCAUGGCGGCGGGCAAUCUGUUGGCCAUCCUCCUCCUGGGCAGCCUCUGCAUGGCCCACGCAUAUCCGGCAUUGUUGCCCUACAUUUACAGUCCUUCCAAGCGGAAUGGCGUCGACUUGACUUUCCCCCAAAUCGAGGACGAUGUGAGUGAACUAGACCAGCUGCGAAAUGAGCCAGGAGCGGUCUUGUCCAAGCGACAGCAGGACGGAAGCACGGCCCGAACCACCACCACCACCAAGGAGAGCGUCGAGGAAGUGGCUGCUGCUCCAGAGCCUGGUCAAAGCCCAAAUCCGAACAUCCUGCCCGACCUGGAGCGACAGCUGGAAGUGGCUACACCUUUGAUUUCAACCACUACAACGACCAGCACUUCGGCUACUACGACAACGGCCACGUCCAAGGAGGAGGGUGAAAGAUCCCAGCUGGAGGAGCCCAAGACCCAGAUUAAAUCCGUGGUGGAGCCUACGGCCCAUGCCAAGUGUAUAUCCACGAAACCACCCAAAAAUCAACAGGCAUUUUACGGGGCAGCUCGUCUAGCCUUUGGUCAAAAUCCGGAGGUACUACCAACGACUACCACAACCAGUACAACGACAACUACAACGACUACGACACCAGCUCCUCCUCCAGCAGAAGCGGAGCCAGCAGCGGAGUCCAAGUCGGAAACAGAGUCUGAACCUGAAGCUGGAACGGAAACGGAGGCAGAGUCCACCGUAGAUGUGGCCGGAGAGCCAGCCGAGGCGGAAGAUCCCAUUGGCGAAGUAGCCGAAACCGAACUGACCGCUUUGAAUCCGCCCAAACCAAAACAGAAUCACCAUGAGCCCAACAAGGAGACCAUUGGGGACAUCGUCUUCGAUGUGGUGGCCCGAACAACUGAGCGCAGGUCCAGCACGCCCAAGAUCACGGCCAAGACCGUGCAGCACUUGCUGCGCAGUCCAAAUGGCCAGUACUCCUCCUUUGACAUGGCGCAGUACAUUUUCUGGACUGGCGAUGAGACAGCUGUGGUGAAGGCUGUGGAAGAGCUGGUUGAAGGAAAAGUGAUCACCCGUGAAAGCGCCCUUAAAUUCCUGCAGGACAUUCGGCUGGGCAUCGAGUUCCUGCAGCGGUCCUAUGCCAAUCGCAUCUUUCCCGAGGAAGUUCGCCAGAACCAGCUGAAGCGUCAUAGUCCGCCCAGCACUAGGCCCCCAACCACAACCACAACAACUACGACGACAACUAGCACAACCACGGAGAAGCCCUUCCCAGAAGUAAGGGAAUCUGGAUCCCAAACCGGGAUGCCACAAGAGGCAGGAGCAGCUCCCAUUAAAAAUUUCGAUAGCUUCACCUUCUGGAACAAACUAAAGGUUCUGGACAACGAAGCACAGCAAGAUCUAACCGAUUAUGAUGAGGGUCGGGCCAAAAUUGUGGAGUACUUGUAUAAUGAAUAUUCGCUGGAGGAGAUACUCUACAAGCUGGCCAAGGUGAUGUUUGCCCAAUCUCUGUCCCAUGGUUCAGAUGAGGCUCAAAUGGAGCUGCAAAAGCUCACGGAAUUCUUAGAGCGCGAGGGCAACAUGGGUGUCAUUCCCCUCGAUUUGCAGAAGAAAGUCUUAAGAGUUCUCCUAAGCGCACUAUCGGACACUUUGACCGAGCAUCCUGAGCUGCUGCCGGCGGCGCGCGUCAAUCUGGCCAACCCGUAUUACAGGCUUCCAAUGCAUACCCCCAGUCUAUAGAGCUCCUCUAUGGACAAUUAUCAGCUAAAUACAAAUCUCUAUAUAUAUAUGUUACCACGCAUAAUCCGCAUCAGCUGCUAAUGGCAUAUACCCACUGAUCGGCGCUACUCUGGGGAGGCGCACUCUCUGAACUUUAAUUAAACUGGGCCCUAAGUUCACCCCGCGAUCGAUUGGCACCUUCCAUUUUGGUUUACGGAUUAGCCUACGUGUAAUAUAGCAAAAAAGAUAAUGAAAAUACUCCCGUGAUAUUUUUGGUCAGGCAGAGGCUGAGAAUAACCUUUUACACUUACGGUACGAUAAGAGAAUCAAAAACAAAAGACAAACCAAAGAGUAACCGAACCAAAACAAAACAAAACAAAGUAAAACAAAAUCAUAACUGACGAGAGAGACUUGCGCCCCUUUGAGCUUUUAAAAUUAAAAUAGAUUAUCUAUAUGUAUAUGUCCAAUGUAUGCAUACGAAUUGGCACACUUGCUUAUAUUUGAUAUGAGUUUGUUAGUUAGAUACAAUGAGGUUGAGGUUGAGGUCGCUGGCAAAAUCGAUGGACGGCCACGGACGACCGUUUGAAGCAGGAAAGGGCUCUGAGUCCGCCUAUAUCAGUAGCAAAUAUGUAUGGUUAUAACCGCUCCACGGACGAGCGUUCUCAGUCGUAAAUAGUUCUUACUCUAUAUAUGUUCUCCCCCGAAUAAUUGAGCAUUGCAUGCAUUAUUGAUGGAUUGGUUAAAUGAUUGAUUGCGUUGCGAGUUACAUAUACGAUAUGCAUAUAAGAACUAGAACCUGUAUCAACAAUUAUCGAUUAUACACUCAAUAUACAUACACAUAUAUAU